AUGUGUUUUAUUAUUACAAAAAUGGACCUGAGUGACUGCCUCCAAGUACAUGACUGCUGCGGGCGAGCUUGACAGAAAUGCGAUGGUGCUGCGGACGAGGUUGUCCAAAUGCAGUGGCUUUUGAUUUGUGGGAGCCUAGUGAGGAUAUUGCACCUCCAGCCACAUCUAUCCAGACUCAGAACAAUGGUGUCAGCUUGCCUCCAUCCCAUCGACAGCCACAUCAUACCGCUAACAGGUAUCCAUCAAUCAAUCCGUUGUGUCGGUCUCGCCCAUGCUGACCUGGUCCCGAUGCCAUCUCUCCCGCCCCGAAACCGCCACGUCCGGGGGGGGGGAGCCCCAAUUCCAGAUUGCCAAUGACACAGACACCGAAAUUCGCUCCUCCAAACAGCCAAGUCCACCUAACCUUUUUCCCCCUUUCUUCGCGGCCAGGGCGUUCCCCCCAACCCCCCGAAACAGCCCCGGAGC
Messenger RNA from Phialemonium atrogriseum, 465 nucleotides. RefSeq lists its product as uncharacterized. Bases 109 to 357 code for a protein of 82 amino acids. The record is from RefSeq and is a predicted model, not a curated record. Lineage: Eukaryota; Fungi; Ascomycota; Sordariomycetes; Cephalothecales; Cephalothecaceae. The transcript has a single exon.